Lizanozyma spartinae is the source of this 3582-nucleotide messenger RNA. It is a transcript of the gene MED14, whose product is annotated as Med14p. Bases 1 to 3582 code for a protein of 1193 amino acids. The record is from RefSeq and is a predicted model, not a curated record. Lineage: Eukaryota; Fungi; Ascomycota; Pichiomycetes; Serinales; Debaryomycetaceae. The transcript has a single exon. Gene Ontology annotation, molecular function: transcription coregulator activity. Gene Ontology annotation, cellular component: core mediator complex; mediator complex. Gene Ontology annotation, biological process: regulation of transcription by RNA polymerase II.
AUGAACGAAGUGCAGUCGGGAGUUGUAAAGGGUGAGUUAUCCAAGAAUGGUGGCAGUGGAGGGAUGUCUGGUUUAACCCCACCCAAGAAUCACCAGCCAGGCACUGAAGCAGAAGUAGACACCGAAGGGCACGACAGUGUUACUCAGAUGAACGGAGGUCACGAUCAGAACGGUACUGCCAGUGCUUCUAUGGAUAAGGCGGCAGUGUCCGUGUCUAUGUCUGAACAGAAGAGUUGGUUUAGAAAACGACAGCCAGUAGACAUUCUUCCACCGGAGAUACCCCAUAUAUCCAAUAAUAUCAUUCCCCUAUCCAAUGUGCUCAAGUUCAGCUCUCAAGAAGCAUACAAGCAACUUACGUCGAUGAUUGAACGCUUGGCUGAAACGUCAGAGAAUGGCGAAGACAUCAAUCGAAAGAGGGAGUUUUUACAUUUGAUCGUAGGUCUUCGAGAAGACUUUGUUAAGAUCUAUACGCUAGUGAAAUGGGCUGUUAAUGCCAAAGAUAUUGGUAAGUUGAUCGAUUUGCUUAACUGGUUUCGUCAGCAAGAGUUUUAUUUCGAGUCCUUGUCUAUGGGCUUGAAUGAAUUAAAUCAAUAUCUGGGAGCCAAACUACCCAAUUCUGAUUUGGUUACCAGUUUAGAAGUUUUGAUCAAGGGGAGACCACAAUUACCCAGUUAUAAUUUUCUAAAACUUUCUUCCAUUAGUCCGGAAAAGACGUUGGAAGUGUUGGAAGAUUUGAACUUGAUCUUGACCACCAGAAUGGCAUUCAUAAGCGAUAUCCCCAAAGUAUACUUACGAAAUUUCGAGAUUAAGGACGGAAGAAUAUACUUUACUGUCCCGCAACAAUAUCAAGUCAGUGUUACUGUGGCUAAUAGUUUAAUCAUUGAAGACGACAUCAAAGACAACCAUUCAUCACCGUUUUACUUUAUAGAUUUCCAGUUCCUUUUCGGUAUAAACCCAGCAACAGGUUGCUUAGAUGAUAGUCGAGGUACUGUUUCCAGAAUGCCCUCCAAUAAACACUUGGAGACCUUGGCAAACUCCACUCUUUUAUCUCUGGGAUUAACAGGACUUCAUGAAUUGUUGCACAAGUAUGCUGUCUCGUUCAAGGUUUAUUUAUUAUCUCGACAAGUGAAGGAGAUGUUAGUAGGGUCUAUGAAAUGGAAGGACUCGCUUCAAUAUAAGUUUCAACAUGGACAAUCGAUAAUUACAAUCAAUUAUUGGUGUCAGAAUUACAACUCCAGAAACUGGAAGUCUUUGGUGGAAUUAGGUGUGGACAAGAAUAAUAAAGUUACCUUCAGAUGGUUCAAGGAUGAAAAAUAUCAACACGAUCAUCAGCUCAUGAAGUUAGUUAAGCUCCAGCCUACUGUACCUACGGCUUCCUCUUGUUAUUCAGAUUCUUCUUCUUCGGCAGCUUCGACCACGGAUCCAAAUGAAGGUGACUCUAUGAAUGACGAUGACUAUUAUGAGAUCAAUGUGGACUUGAUAGUCACCAUGAUAUUGAACAAGCAUGCAGAACAAUUAAUGGGGAAGAUUACUUCAAUGUACAACGAUAUAAUAAGUGGUCACGGAUUACCAUCUGAAGAAUUUUGUACAUUUAUUCUGUCCCACCAAGUUUGCUUAAAACUUUCACCUUCAAAGAAGACAACUUUUGCAUUGAACUCGCUCACGGGAGCAUUCUAUUUCAUUGAACCUACGCCGUUACAGAAUGAAUUUAUCGUUAAAAUCAACUCGCCCCUCCCACAGCAAACACAUAAAAGAACAGGAUUCCUGAUUACAGAGCAUGAGAUGUGUGAACAUAUAGUUAACCAAUUGAUACAAUUACGGUUGGCCACAUCGAACAAGGAAAUCAACACCAAGUUGUCCACUACGCAAUGGAUUCCAAACCAAUUAAUAAAGUUGAACGAAUACGAAACUAACAAGUUAUACAACUUCUUAAGUGGUUCAAACCACAGUGAAUUAUUGCAUCUACCCUCGGAAAAACCUUCAUCUACUCGUGGAUUAUCUUCUUUAUCCCUGUUGCAGUUUUACCGUCGGAAGAACUGGCCCUCCAGUUGGUUUUUGGUCAAACUCAUUGAUGGAGUAAGCUGCAGAACGUAUUGGUGGGUAUCGAGGAUCAAAUCUAUUAAGGGAGAAUGGAAAAUACAAUGGGUACAAGUGUUAAUGUUUGAUGAAGAAGCUUAUUUAGCAGAAGGCAGCUCUAAAGAAGUAAAAAAGGUUCUUAGUCCUGCUAGUAUGGGAUUCGGGUUGUUCAACAGUUUGUCUACCAUAUGUUCCAACAUGAUUAUCGACCAUAUGAUUCUUGAGGAGUUGCAUGCUAAGAAAAUUGAGUUUGUCAAGACUAAUAAAGUGGACUCGGUGCUAAGGAAAUACGGCAUCAAUGCUCCAUCAGCACAAGCAUCUGAUAAGAAGAAUAUCGAUGACGAUGGAGAUGUCAUCACAAACGAAAGUAACAUCAUCAUAUACAACAAUAAUAAGUUGUUACGAGUGGAGAAUAGUGGUUCGUCUCUUUUCCUAAAAGUCACCUUGGUGUCUCAAAACAAUUUUACGGUGAUGAAGUUGAAGUUAUUUGGUAACUUGAGAAACUUGCUGUUCAAAAACAGUCCAGAUGAACUUAAGCAAUUGAGCUUGACCAUCGAUGAGCAAGAUAAGUACUUUGAGAUCUGUGAUUCCAUUAACUUAUCGCAAACAUUGAGUGGACAAUCUGAAAUAGGUUCAUUGGCAUCAACUAAUAGUAGUGGUGCUGAUAGUUCUAGCCCUAGUGUUUCGCUCAAUGGCACAUCGUCCAGUGGUCUCUUGGAUAAAAUCUUUAACAACUUGAACAAAUUGAAUGAGUUGAUCAAGAUCUUGGGCCAGGUAAACAAGUAUGCCAUCCCCAUUGUUAACAAUUCCAUCAACGAGAUCUCGGUCAAGUUGGAUGAGGAAUACGUGAUCAAAAUCCAAUUGCCCUCUAACAGGAAUCGGCUGAUAACCCUUGCAAUUGAUGGAGAGAGUGAAUGUAAGGUGAAUGUGGUAGAUGAUGAGUUGAUGAAGUACUUUACACUUGUGAUCUCCUAUGUAAACGAGUAUUUACAAGGAAGGAACCGAAUGUUUGGAAGUCCGGUGGAUAUUCGUGGUGUGCUUAUGUUUCUUUCCAGGUUUUUACUGGUGUUUAAGCUGACCAUGGUUAUUCGACAGGCUAUCGAUAAACAUCGAGAUCAGAUCAAGUUGAGCAAUGGGCUCAGCAAGUUGAGUUUUGAUUUACGCAUAAACAACUUGAAGCAAAUGCAAUUGCUAUUUUUCAUACGAUAUUCCGCUGGGGGGAAGAAGAUCUUGAAGGACAAGAUAGUCAUCCAUUUGGAUUUCCGAGUCAACAAGUUCAUCAAUAUAAAAGACAAGCAAGAUCCCUUGAUGCUCAAGCUUUCUAUUAAGGACAACUUGAAUACAAAGAACUUGAAACAUAAAGAGUUGUUUGAGAAUAUGUUCAAGAGUCUUAGCAACGUACAGGGUGUGAGCAUGUUACGCUACGACUUCCUAUUGGAGCCCCAGUGUUUGUCGACUGUCUUUGAACGGAUAGCACAAGUGUUUUUAAAGCACAUAGAUAAGUAA